GGCGGGGCCGGCGGUGGUGGCCGCUGCUUCGGGGCCGGUGCUCGGUUGGUCUGUCCUGUUACAGCGAGGUAUGAAUCGUCCUCGCGAGAUUUGUCCAGGCAGAGCGAGGCCGAGGGUUUGGCGUUCGGGGCUCCUCAGGAACCAGUGCCCUAAGGGCUUGUGUUGUGUGUGAGGUCCGCGAAAGCAGGGGCUCUGGGGCCAGACUGCCCCCUACCCCAGCUCAUCACCCAGGCUGUGACCUUGGUCGAGCAAGGCCUAGGUCUUGGUUUUCUAAUCUGUUUUCAGGGGGAUGACCGGGAAGCAGUUUUGAGGAUGAGGUGCCUGGCGCACAGUAAGUUGGCUAAGUGUUGCUGCUGCUGCGGCUGCUGAAAUCAGUAGCAGAGGUGACACCUGGGGUACCCUGUGGCCUCAGGCAUCUCCUGUGUGCCCUUUGUCAGCUUGGAUGUCCCUUCGGCAGUGGCCUCUACCCAUCUGAACAAUCCCUGGCCUGGGGCCUUCUGAAUCCCAAGGGUUUGAGACUUGGUUUCUCAACAUGGUUCUCCAGGGAAGAGGGAGAUAUUUAGACAGAUGACAAUGACCUCGGUGGGUGAGGGUUGCUUUCUGCAAACCUCCAGGGGUCUCCAUGCCUGCCAAUGCUCCUGGAGAGUAGUGGGACAGGGGGUUGUGCUGAGAGCUUGUGUCACUCAGGCUGUCUGGACUCUGUGUUCCCUAGUCCUGGUCAUUUCUAUCUGCCUGCACCUGUGCUUCCUGCCCCUCUGCUGUGCUGUGAAUCCAAGGGUGUCCUGCACGAGGCCUCUACGAAGGAGAGGGGAGGGAACUGUGAUGUAGCUUCCAGUCCCCUGGGAAUGUGCCACCACCUCUAGUGCUUGUGUGUGGGGGGAGGGGCCUAAGUUUUAUUCUCCUUUGAGGAAGGGAGGACUUCUGAUAGAUAGGUUUGUGAUUUGAGGGGCAGGGAGUACAGAUGGGAGCCCCUGCAGAGCAACAGCCAUAAAAAGCAUACCCAGGCCAGCUGGUCACUUCUGGUGGCAUGCUAUUUACAUAUUGCUUGAUGGCUUUGUGUUCCUAAAGAAGCCCCCACACUGCUAGAGAGUGGGGACUGGGAGGUGACCUUGCCCUCCUUUCCACUCUUCCCAGCCCAUUGCUAGGCACCUAGCACUUGCUCUUAGGUGCUGAGAUGCUCCACGGAGCACCAGCUCUGUGCCAAGACCCAUGCUGGGCUUUCCCACUACCAGUGCAUGGAUGGGGCUGUGGCCUGGUCAUGUUCUGUGGUGUCCUCCCUGCUGAAGAGCCCUUCCCCACAGGUGGCUUCCUGCCGGGCCCAGCACCAUGCACACGCUUGUGUUCCUGAGCACGCGGCAGGUGCUCCAGUGCCAGCCAGCUGCCUGCCAGGCUCUGCCCCUGCUGCCUCGCGAGCUCUUCCCUCUGCUGUUCAAGGUGGCCUUCAUGGACAAGAAGACCGUCGUGCUGCGCGAGCUGGUGCACACGUGGCCCUUCCCACUGCUCAGCUUCCAGCAGCUGCUUCAGGAGUGUGCCCACUGCAGCCGAGCCCUGCUGCAGGAGCGGCCCAGCACAGAGAGCAUGCAGGCCGUGAUCCUGGGGCUGACAGCCCGGCUCCACACCCCAGAGACCGAGGCUGGCACACAGCCCCUCUGCAGCAUGCCCUGCGGGUGCUGGACAUGACAGGCCUCCUGGAUGAUGGUGUGGAGCAGGACCCCGGCACCAUGAGCAUGUGGGACUGCACAGCAGCUGUGGCCCGCACGUGCAUCGCACAGCAGCAGGGCGGGACUGUGGAGCCCGGGCUGGACCCCAUUCCUGUGGAGGUGCGUGUGGAUCUGCGGGUAAACCGGGCCUCUUAUGCAUUCUUGCGGGAGGCGCUCCGCAGCAGCGUUGGCAGCCCGCUGCGGCUCUGUUGCCGAGACCUGCGGGCUGAGGACCUGCCCAUGCGCAACACCGUGGCCCUGCUGCAGCUUCUGGAUGCGGGCUGUCUGCGGCGAGUGGACCUGCGCUUCAACAACUUGGGCCUUCGCGGCCUGUCCGUCAUUAUCCCACAUGUGGCCCGCUUCCAGCAUCUGGCCAGCCUGCGGCUGCACUACGUCCAUGGGGACUCACGGCAGCCCUCCGUGGAUGGUGAGGACAACUUCCGAUACUUCCUAGCUCAGAUGGGCCGCUUUACCUGUCUUCGGGAGCUCAGCAUGGGCUCCUCUCUCCUCUCAGGGCGGCUGGACCAGCUGCUCAGCACCCUGCAGAGUCCCCUGGAGAGCCUGGAGUUGGCCUUCUGCGCCCUGCUGCCUGAGGACCUGCGCUUCCUGGCACGGAGUCCCCAUGCUGUCCACCUCAAGAAGUUGGACCUAAGUGGCAAUGACCUGUCUGGCAGCCAGCUGGAGCCCUUCCAGGGUCUGCUGCAGGCAGCAGCAGCCACACUGCUGCACCUUGAGCUGACCGAGUGCCAGCUUGCCGAUACCCAGCUACUGGCCACACUCCCUGUGCUGACCCGCUGUGCCAGCCUCCGCUACCUCGGUCUCUAUGGCAACCCAUUGUCCAUGGCAGGCCUUAAGGAGCUCCUGCGGGACUCGGCGGCACAGGCUGAGCUGCGCACAGUGGUGCACCCCUUUCCUGUGGACUGCUAUGAGGGCCUGCCCUGGCCGCCGCCUGCCUCUGUCCUGCUGGAGGCCUCCAUCAAUGAGGAAAAGUUUGCCCGUGUGGAAGCUGAGUUGCACCAACUGCUGCUGGCCUCAGGGCGUGCCCAUGUGCUCUGGACCACGGACAUCUAUGGGCGCUUAGCUGCAGACUACUUUAGCUUGUGAUCUCUGAGCUCUGGGUGAGAGACAGGCUGUCCUGGGGUCCAGGGCUGCUGAAGGCUGCUCCCCCACUUGGCUAGGCGGAGCCUUUGCUGGGACCCUGCUAGAGGCCUGACACAAAGGCACUGGUCUCUCAUUUUCCUGCUUUUGGGCGCACCUUGAGCUUCCCCGUGCUUUCUGCAGUGCUCUGGGCAGUCUGCCUUGCUCCUGCUCUCCUGACUGGCUGACCAUCUGUGGGCCUGAGGGCUGCGUUUCAGGCCCGCUUGGUUUAGCUGCGCUUGGCUGCCCUCCAGCAUCCUGGUCCUCUCUGUGGAAUUUCCUGGGGUCUCAGCUGUGAGCUGAGAGAGAGUGUGCUCUUCGGGUCCUUCCCAAGAGCAGACUGCCCUGAGGUUUAAGUUGGGGCAGGGGCCUGCUUCAGGGAGGGUUGGGUCUCCAUGCACUCCGGGGCUUCUCACGGUUCUCCCUGCCCUGGCACCCAGGAGGCCGCCUGGUGGCUGGGCUUUGGGGCCAGAGAGUGUCCUUAAGGUACAAAUGUGGAGUGCGUUUGGAACUUAAA
Equus quagga is the source of this 3354-nucleotide messenger RNA. RefSeq names its product leucine rich repeat containing 14 (gene LRRC14). The transcript is spliced from 4 exons. Gene Ontology annotation, molecular function: kinase binding. Bases 1236 to 2804 code for a protein of 522 amino acids. NCBI's taxonomy places the organism in Eukaryota, Metazoa, Chordata, Mammalia, Perissodactyla, Equidae. The record is from RefSeq and is a predicted model, not a curated record. Gene Ontology annotation, cellular component: cytoplasm.